Messenger RNA from Ostrea edulis (European flat oyster), 4617 nucleotides. RefSeq lists its product as uncharacterized. NCBI's taxonomy places the organism in Eukaryota, Metazoa, Mollusca, Bivalvia, Ostreida, Ostreidae. The coding region runs from base 2685 to 4277 and encodes 530 amino acids. The transcript has 12 exons. The record is from RefSeq and is a predicted model, not a curated record.
AACAGGUCAAGGUAAAGUGAGAGAAAAAUGCCUCGCACGAUAAUUAAUACGGACUAUUUGAUAUAAAAUCAAAUAAUCUCGAGAGUUUUUGAUUUGAAAUAAUAUUUAAACAUUAUGUGAAUUACAAGACAUGAGAAUGACUAAAAGCAUGUAUAAUGGACUUUCGUAGUGUAUAUAGCGUAUGUUGGACUUCGUAUUUAGAGCAGGAUAUUUAAACUAAUCGUUAACAAGGAAGGAAGGAACAAGAAAAAUGAAAUUAUUCAGUUAUCUUGUUUUUCUCAUGGCAAUAAAAAAAGGAAAUCCAGACAAGUUAAUGUCUAAUGCUACAAUGAACUGGAUUGAGGCUCAAAGGUUUUGUCAAGAUAAAGGAACGAUAUCAAGGAAGACAAAACUGGACUUAAAUGAACGUCCAACCGCCAGUAAAACCGGCAAAUACUGGACUCGAGUGUAUACAAAGAGAAGUCGCUUGAUUCACUCAUAUGGUUUGGUUAUAAUUCUAUCAAUUAUAAGAAACGUUGGGUAACUGUCAGAUCUGUAGAAUAAUGUUAAUUCAUACUGGUACCGGAAUCUGAGAAAAAAGUCUAUUGUAUUGGAUUUCCUGAUUUGAUGAAUUAAUCCAUCCUUCCUCUUUGAUAUGGUUUUGUACUCUGUAGUCUAUAUAUAAUCAGGGGGAAACACUUUUUUUUACUCACGUGACGAAAUAAGGAAUGUUAAGACUAACGAAAAAGAUGAGAGAGAUGGACUUUUUAAACAAUUAGUGGUAUAUAUGGAAAUUAAUUCAAUGAAGGAGUAAACGUCUAUAAAUUCGUUAUGUUAUGUUGUAUAAUCUAAUUUCAUAUUAAGGAAGUUAGCUCCUAAGCUUUUGAGUAUAACUGCGCAGGAUGCUACAGCUAAGUAUGCACUGGUUCAAUACUGAUACCAUUGGUGCAAAUAUAUUACACAUCUAUUGCUGAACCCUAUCCAGUUGAAAAAUUUUGUGUCAAUUCAAAUUUUGAAAGAGUUUGACAAGGACUAUAUUUUAUGGCGGAAAGAUUCACUAAUCAAAACUUUCUAAUUCUCCAUGAUAUUACAGUUUUUUUUUCAUCCAAUGUAUCGUCUAUUUUUAUACCCCUAUACGUGUAUUUCAGUUUUAUAAUUCAUGAUACAGGUAGUUGAGACUUGGAACUAUUGAAAUAUUGGAAUUUAUUAACUUGGUUGAUAUAUUUUUCCAAACAGAACACCGAUUCUUAAAAAAGUUGUAAUUAAUUUACUCAAAAUUUUGUAUACAAAUUCAGUAUUUUCGCCAAUAAUUCAAAAAUUUGAUCUCCAACCCCCACUUUUUAGAGUUGCAAUUUAAAUUGGAAGAUCAGACCUUGAAAAUUGUGUAAAAUUUUAGAAAUUGACAUUACUCCUAAUAUGUCCUUUUAAACUCUCAAUUUUGAUAUCAUGAAGUUUUUCGUAUAUCAAGUGCAAAAAGGUCAUUAUUUAUAUCCUUUACUAGCAUUAAUUUCUUAUUUCAUCUGUGCUGUUAGAGGACAUGAUUAUGUAUCUAUCUUAUGUAAUGAUUGAUUUGUGUUGCUUAUGUUGUGUUGACAUUAACAGAAAAAUCAAGUUUAAUUGAAUAAAUUUUAAGUGCAAAAAGGUCAUAUUCAGAACACUAUAGCUCAAUAACAAGCGUUGCGACCCCAGUUUUUCUUUUUAAUUUCGUAAUUCUCCUUCAAUGUAGAAAUAAAAAAUACAUUUCCCAAACAAUUGACAUUACUCCAAAGUCAGGUGUGAACCUCUUUAACAUGAUAAUUACGAAUUGAAUUUAUGACAAAAAUAUGUCUAUGGUCGUUAAUGUACACGGUGGAAUACUGUAUAACAAUGGGUACACCAGGAAACAAACUUCGUGAACUAAAAAUAAAGCGAGGUCUUCCUUCCUUGAUGGAACUAACAAAUCUCUCACUUUAUUUUAAAAGAUAUUCUCAGGAAAAAAGUUGAUUAUGUAUAUAAAGUUAUUGUUGUGAUCGUGCAUCUAGUCUUGACUUACAGUAAAAUCACACUACGUAAGCUUUCAAGUUCAGUUUCAACAGUCGGUUGGUAAACUGUAGAUGAAGACCUUAGGAUCUUAGAAAAUGCUAUGUUUUACAUUUUGUACGAAUUUGAAGUUUCAUAAAUAAUUUUUUUAUUUAUGUUUUGUAUGCUUCUUUAUUUGUUUAACGUCCAUUUAAGAAUUUUCACUCAUAUCAAGACGUUACCAGCUGUAGGUAAAGCGACACAAAUUCUGACCAUGCAUGAUGCUCACGGUUGUAACAGUAAGAGUUCUGUAUCAUGUCAAAGCCAAUCGCAACACGAGACCUCUGUCUAAACGUCUCGUUUGAAAUACAACGACUAUCACUUCUUAAUGCCAAACGUUCGGCGAAGGAGUCGCCGCUGUCUAUUUUUCCAUCUUGGAUUUGACGCGGUCAAGGUACGAUGGGACCUCUAGCCCCCGCCCCGGUCACAAUUAAAAUGAUGUUUUCACGAAGAAGCGGUGAAAAAUCUUACUAAGCUUAAUCAAACAACGAAAGAAAAAAUAUCACCAGGCAAAUGUCAAGAUAUUUGUCUGGGUGAAACAGUCGGAUAUGAUACAUUUGCAAUAAAGAAUAUGCCUUUUUUCUGAAGCAACUUGUACUGAAAUAAAAAGUGUUUUGACCAUAGAAAUCCAUAGGUUACGUUUGGAGAUGGGAAAGGGGAAAGGGGAGAAGACGUGUGCAUGUCUGUCUGAACCUCCGGCUUUUACCACUAAACGAUUACCCGAUGUUACAAAGAAGAGAUUCUGUGAUUAUAAGCAAUCCUUCUACGUUUACCGAACUGAUGACGGUGACUUCUAUCAAUCAAAGUCAGAACAUCGCAUAUCGAAAAACGAUGAGGAUGUAUGUGUUCAACUUCUUUGUGACAAACACAAUACAACCAGAUUUAGUAGAGUUAGCUGUGAAUCCAUGGGACAUGCACUCUGUACAAAUAGAGUUAUCAAAGGAAACUUGACAUGGGAAGCCGCUUUUAAAAAGUGUGUGGAGGAAUCAACUAACACUUCUGCUGAGACUCUGAAAGCUGACAUCGAUUUAAGCUCGAAUCCAUGGAAUGUCUGUACCAGCAAUAACAUUUCAGUCAACCAAGCGGUGUGGCUUGGUAUUCGAACUAUCGAGUAUGACGCUGAAUAUGAAAAUGAAGAGGAGUCUGAUAUAGAAGAGGCAACACGUUGUCAAAGUUGCAAAAAUGAUUGCAAAUUUGAAAACUGCGGUGAAUUUCGACUAGCUGCAUGUGAACCUAAGUUAUUGAAACGUGUAACGGACAAUACAAAUGUUCCAGUCAGUGCAAACUACCAAAGCAAGAUGUCAAAUGUUCCAACAAAACCCCAAAGCACACCUAAGACAAAACCAACUCGUUCCAACGUUCCAACAAAACCCCAAAGCACACCUAAGACAAACCCAACUCGUUCCAACGUUCCAACAAAACCCCAAAGCACACCUAAGACAAAACCAACUCGUUCCAACGUUCCAACAAAACCCCAAAGCACACCUAAGACAAACCCAACUCGUUCCAACGUUCCAACAAAACCCCAAAGCACACCUAAGACAAAACCAACUCGUUCCAACGUUCCAACAAAACCCCAAAGCACACCUAAGACAAAACCAACUCACAAAAAGAAUUCCCUGACCCCUAGUACUGACAGCCGUUAUCGGUCUACAACUGAGGAGAGUAAUUCGCCACGCACUGAUCCACACUAUACGUCUAUAGCUACGGAAAUCACUGAAGCCAAUGCCUUCAAAGAUCUAUUUGGAAAUAAAUAUACAACGAUCAUUUACAUUAUAUCAGCAGUGCUGGUAGCCAUUGCGAUAGUAAUGUGUUCAUCAUGCAUUUACUUCAGGAAGAAACGCCAGGGAAAAGAAACUAUGGGAGGGAAUGCAGAUCCAUCCAACACGUGUCACGCAAACCUUGUGGCUAAAACUGACAUUUAUGAACUUGCUGAUAACUCGAAAAUGAUCCCGUUGUAUUCUGUGGCUGAAAGCAUCAACACGGGCAAAGCUGAUGUCGGAAGAAGAAUUUUGGAACAGGAGGACGGAGUAGAAACGACUGAAAUAAAAUUAACUGUCAGAGACGACAUAUAUAAUCAUCUUGGGGAGGUCGCUACGUCCGAUCAUCAAUCAGAAAACAUUUAUGAUCAUUCCACGCAGCGAGAUGUUGACAGAGAUGAAUCUCUCUAUGACGUCACAAAGAAAGAAACCAACAUACAGGUCAUCCCUGACCCGACAUACGGUCAUAUUUCCCCGUGAAACAUGACGAAAUUGUGAGAAAUAACAUGUUAGUUCAUAAGGACAAUUUCACUAACGUGCUGGAGGCCGGAAUCCGUAGUCUUUAAUAUCUUCUCCAUACAGUGUUGUUUAUUAGAUGUGUUUGACUACGGUGACAGGGGACAGGUUUUUGGGCUCUGAAAGACAUGGGUGGAUAAUAGUUUGCACCAAUCUAUAUACUAGGAAUCAUGAAAAGAACUUGUGUCUGACAUUAAAUUGCAGCAUUUGCACAACCAGAUUUAAGUUUUCAUGCAAAUAGCAUAUCAUUUGUUGUAGAGAACAGAUCGAGCUAAAAUGAAUUAAAACGAUAAAUGCAAUUUCA